AUAAGAAUUAUGUAGAGAAGCCCUCGUAUUUGUGGCCUCCCCUCCUCCUCCGAAGAGAGAGAAGGGAAUCUCUCCUCUUCUCUUCUCUUCUCGCGCCGCCGCCGUGUCCAGUGCCCAAGAUGUGGGGCAGCGCCGACGGCGGCACGCCGGAGGUCACCCUGGAGACAUCCAUGGGCGCCUUCACCAUCGAGAUGUACUACAAGCACGCGCCCAAGACCUGCAGGAACUUCCUCGAGCUCUCGCGCCGCGGCUACUACGACAACGUCAUCUUCCAUCGCAUCAUCAAGGAUUUCAUCGUGCAAGGUGGGGAUCCUACUGGCACCGGAAGAGGCGGCGAAUCCAUCUACGGAGCAAAGUUCGAGGAUGAGAUUAGGCCAGAACUGAAGCACACCGGCGCUGGAAUUCUGUCGAUGGCCAACGCUGGUCCAAAUACAAAUGGAAGCCAGUUCUUUAUUACUCUUGCGCCUUGUCAGUCACUUGAUGGAAAGCAUACAAUUUUUGGGAGAGUAUCAAAAGGAAUGGAAAUUGUCAAGCGCCUUGGAAGUGUCCAGACAGACAAAAGUGAUAGGCCCAUCCAUGAAGUGAAAAUCCUGCGGACUGUGGUCAAAGAUUGAGGCACAGCGGGUCUACUCGGUGUCACUCAUGACUUCUGGUAUUUGGAGUUGUAGCUGCUGUCAGUUUCAGGAAUUGUUUCCUGCUUGUUCCGUGCUUAUGCAGUGGUGUAUCGUUUCGGAUGGGCUAGUUUAGUUAUUAACAACUCAUGAAUCGUGAUCCGUCUUAAUUAUUCUCACCUGAACGAGUAGUGUUCAGUGAUUAUCAGUGGAAAUAACUUUCGAAAUAUAUGAAGUCAUUUUGAGCGCAUGAUGUAAUUCAGCUGAUAUUCAGCAUGUUACAUGCUGUACCAAC
Oryza sativa Japonica Group (Japanese rice) is the source of this 906-nucleotide messenger RNA. Lineage: Eukaryota; Viridiplantae; Streptophyta; Magnoliopsida; Poales; Poaceae. The record is from RefSeq and is a predicted model, not a curated record.